Messenger RNA from Gasterosteus aculeatus aculeatus (three-spined stickleback), 2407 nucleotides. It is a transcript of the gene treh, whose product is annotated as trehalase (brush-border membrane glycoprotein). The record is from RefSeq and is a predicted model, not a curated record. NCBI's taxonomy places the organism in Eukaryota, Metazoa, Chordata, Actinopteri, Perciformes, Gasterosteidae. Gene Ontology annotation, molecular function: alpha,alpha-trehalase activity. Gene Ontology annotation, biological process: trehalose catabolic process.
AAUUAACUCUGCUUUGCAAGCACUUCAGUUCCUUGUAAAAUGACUGAUAUCCAGAUGUUGCUGUGGUUCUAAUCUGAUGUGUUGCAAUAUCAACUCUGACCUGGAGGCGUUCCUCAGAACGCAGACUCACUCUUACUCUGGACCCUCAAAGCUCAAGAUGCGCUCGCUGGGACCUUUUAGCCUUUUUUUGGUGGCGCUCUUCGCCUGUGUAAAUAACACUUUUCCACCACCAUGUGACAGUCAAAUCUACUGCCGUGGGCCCAUUUUGCAUCAAGUGCAAAUGGCCAAAUUCUUCGACGAUGACAAGUACUUUGUUGACAUGAAGCUGAGGGAAUCUCCUGAUGUGGUUUUGUCUGCUUUUCGCAACCUUACAAAUGAAUCUGCGAACCAGAUGGUCGCGCCUGCGAAACUGAAGGAGUUCCUAAACGCAUACUUUGAGAAACCAGGGACAGAGUUUGAGUCGUGGACUCCACCAGACUGGCAUGACAAGCCAAAGUUCCUGGAAGGAAUAGCAGACGAAGAAUUAAGAAAGUGGGCAGGAAAGAUUCAUUUACUGUGGAAGUCGCUCGGCAGAAAGAUCAGUGCAGGUGUUAGAGACCAGCCAGAACUCUACUCGCAAAUAUACACCCCACACCCCGUGGUAGUUCCCGGGGGCCGCUUCAGGGAGCUCUACUACUGGGACUCCUACUGGGUCAUCAACGGGCUCCUGCUGUCAGAGAUGACCGACACGGCCCGCGGGAUGAUACAGAACUUCCUCCACCUCGUUAACCGAUAUGGCUUCGUUCCAAACGGUGGGCGGAUUUAUUAUGAAAGGCGCAGUCAGCCUCCAUUCCUCACUCUCAUGGUGGAGAGCUACUAUCGAGCAACCAAGGACAGAGAGUUCCUCAGAGCAGCGUUACCGGCUUUGGAGCAGGAGUACAAUUUUUGGAUGCACAACCGGUCUGUGAGGGUGCCACUAAAUGGAACGGAGCAUCUGAUGAACCGGUACCACGUGCAGGUGGACUUUCCCAGGCCAGAAUCCUACACAGAUGAUCUGGAAUUGGCUGAAGGACUCACGAAUGUGCGUAAGGAGCAGCUGUGGAUGGAUCUGAAAGCGGGAGCAGAAUCAGGCUGGGAUUUCACUUCCCGCUGGUACGCUUCCGGGUACGACGGCACUAACGGCAGCCUGGGGGAGACCAGCACCAGUCAGAUCGUGCCCACUGACCUCAAUGCUCUCAUGUGCCUCAACGAGAGGACUCUUGCUACAUUUCACAGGAUACUGGGUGAUGGCAACUCAAGCGCUCUGUAUGACGAAUAUGCAGCCCGCAGAGUGGAGGCGAUCGAGUCCGUGCUGUGGGAUGCGGAGCGGGGAGCCUGGUUUGACUUCAACCUGAUGACACGCUCCAAACGCUUUGAGUUUUACCCCUCAAACCUGGCACCUGUUUGGGCAGAGUGCUACUCUCGGCCUGACAUGGCAGAGAAUGCAGUAAAGUAUCUGAAGGAAAGUAGUGCUCUGCAGUUCCCGAAUGGAGUCCCAACAUCGCUAAGAGAGACUGGCCAGCAGUGGGACUAUCCUAAUGCAUGGCCUCCUCUACAACACAUGCUCAUCCAUGGUUUAUCCAAACUGCCUUCAAACGAUGCUAAUCAACUUGCAUUUGAUUUGGCACAGCGUUGGAUCAAGACUAACUGGCUGGCGUACCUGAAAUAUGAAGCCAUGUUUGAGAAGUAUGACGUGAACGGCGAUGGCAAACCCGGUGGUGGAGGAGAAUAUGAAGUUCAGCUGGGCUUUGGCUGGACCAAUGGUGUAGCCCUGCAGCUCCUGGACCAGUAUGGGGCGACACUCGCCUCAGGAAGCAGAAGCGUGUCUCCUGGCCUCCUGCUGCCUCUGGUCAUCUCAGUCGCUCUCAUGCUUCAGUGAAUUGGAGGUGGCAAAAAAAGCCGUAUUGGAGGUUUGGUUUUAUUUCUGGUUUCACUGCACUGCAUCACUCUUCCACUGGCAGACUUCAAACACACGAGUGGACAUGAAAAGUCUUGCUACAUUUUUCACUUUUUUCAUGUUUUCUAGAUUUUUUUUCUUCUAAUAUGAUCAGACUAACUUUCAUAGAGAGUGAAAAGGAUACAAUAUUCUCAAAAAAAACCCUCCUUUGAUGAUUUUUUUUGUAUUUAUCCUCUGAGCUAAAUGAUCUCUGGCAAUAUCAGAUGAUGCAGAUCAUGUGGGCCCUUCUGGUCACAGUUGCUCACAUCACAUCCCUGAUGUCUAACUGACCUUGCAGACUCAACUAAAUCAAUUACUUGGUGUAUUGCUUAACUAAGGUGGAAUGUAUUAAUGUUGAAACUGUUGGACUCAAGACAAUGUUAUUUAACCUUUACAAAUCAACCGAGGAACUUGGAGACUUCCAUGUUAAAUAAAGUGACUUCUGCCCACCGA